This is a messenger RNA of Castor canadensis (American beaver), 898 nucleotides long. Lineage: Eukaryota; Metazoa; Chordata; Mammalia; Rodentia; Castoridae. The record is from RefSeq and is a predicted model, not a curated record.
UGCACAAGGGGCAGGGACCCGCGCGGUGCUUUCUGCUCUUCUGCAGUCAUCUACAUUUUCUUUCUUUCCCUUUUUUUGGCAAUUUUGAACAUUUUGCAAGACUAGUGGUUCGUGGCAGGUGAGAGCAUCCUGCGCGUCACCGAAGGAGCCCGCCGGCACUUGGUGCGCUCUCCUGGGACUGUCGGCACUGAGAACCCUAAAGUUUUUGCUUUUUGAAAAUAUUUUUUUGUGCAGCUAUAUUUAUAAAGAUAUAAGUACUUUCUUUUUUCUUCCCUGUCUCCACUGCUUUGAAAGCGAGUACUUUUGGCAAAGGACGAAGGAAAAGCAACAUUUUGGGGGGCGAUUGGCCUUCUUUCUAAACGAAAAAACAAUUGAGUGCAUCGCGAUGGAGAAAAUGUCCCGACAGCUCCCCCUGAACCCCACCUUUAUCCCGCCUCCCUACGGCGUGCUCAGGUCCCUGCUGGAGAACCCGCUGAAGCUCCCCCUUCAUCAUGAAGACGCAUUUAGUAAAGAUAAAGACAAGGAAAAGAAGCUGGAUGAUGAGAGUAACAGCCCGACAGCCCCCCAGUCAGCAUUCCUGGGGCCCACCUUAUGGGACAAAACUCUUCCCUAUGACGGAGAUACUUUUCAGUUGGAAUACAUGGACCUGGAGGAGUUUUUGUCGGAAAAUGGUAUCCCCCCGAGCCCAUCUCAGCAUGACCACAGCCCUCACCCUCCAGGGCUGCAGCCGGCUUCUGCUGCUGCCCCCUCAGUCAUGGACCUCAGCAGCCGGGCUUCUGCACCCCUUCACCCUGGCAUCCCAUCUCCAAACUGUAUGCAGAGCCCCAUCAGACCAGGUAAACUCUCAAAGGUUCUCCCUUCAAUGAGGAAGAGGGAGAAGGCAAGGAACAGGGAGUAG